GAGAGANGAGAGAGAGAGGGGUGGAGGAGGGAGAUGUCGAAGACGCUGGUGCAGCCGAUAGGGCAGAAGCGUUUGACGAACGUGGCGAUCGUGCGGCUGAAGAAGCACGGGAUCCGCUUCGAGAUCGCCUGCUACAAGAACAAGGUCCUAUCAUGGCGCUCCCGCGUGGAGAAGGAUUUGGAUGAAGUGUUGCAAUCGCAUACAGUUUAUUCAAAUGUUUCCAAAGGAAUUCUUGCAAAAUCAAAGGAUUUGAUUGCAGCUUUUGGUACUGAUGACCAAAGAGAAAUAUGCUUAGAGAUUUUGGAGAAAGGAGAGCUUCAAGUUGCUGGAAAGGAAAGAGAGUCCCAGUUGUCUAGUCAAUUCCGGGAUAUUGCAACUAUUGUGAUGCAAAAGACUAUUAAUCCGGAAACUCAACGCCCUUACACAAUCAGUAUGAUUGAGCGUCUUAUGCAUGAAAUACAUUUCGCGGUUGAUCCUAAUACCAGCUCAAAGAAACAGGCAUUAGAAGUUAUUCGUGAGCUUCAAAAGCACUUUCCUAUAAAGCGGUCGCCAAUGAGAUUGCGGCUUUUUGUACCUGAGAAGAACUUUUCUACUCUCAUUGAGAAGCUGGGUGCUUGGAAUGCUAACUUAACUUCGAGGGACGAAUCAGGAAAUCAGCCAUCUGUUGUCUGUGAGCUUGAACCAAGUCUUUUCCGUGAUUGUGAUGCUCUAUUGAGGAGCUUGCAGGGGCGGGUGGAAAUACUCGCGGUCUCAGUCCACAUGGAUGAGGAUGCAAAUGUGGACCAUUUUGAUGAGGCAGAAGACCUCCCGUUGAAAUCCACAGAGGAGUCGGAUCCCAUCAUCCGGCUAGGAGAGAGAAUGCAGAAUCAAAGCAUUUCUAGUGAGGGAAACAGUAGCAGUGUAGGACAAGAAGUCAAACAGAACAGGUGCAACACAUGCGAUGCAGUUGUUGGGGAUGCCAAUCAGUAUAGGGAGCACUUCAAAAGCGAGUGGCACAAGCAUAAUUUAAAGAGGAAGACAAGGCAGCUCCCACCACUUCCACAAGAGGAGUGCUUGAUGGACACUGAAGUGGGUGAUAUGAAGGCCGACCUCAAGGAAUAUUCCUUCUAAGGUGAACAGGCUCAGAAUGCAAUGGUUCUGAUUAGGCAUUGUGCAUACUUGAGAGCAUGAGAGCAGCUUUCGCUACGAAGAACAACAGCCGCCCUUCUGGUCAUGAUAAGGAUUAGCCAAUGUUUCGAUCAUUGGAAUGAUUUUGAUUCUUGUACUUGGUAUGUAAUUCUGUAGCUACAAUGUAAGUGAUCCACUAUGUUAGAAAUGAAUUCUCCUUUUGCCCUAAAAGGAAAUCAAAUUACUUCUGCAUUCACAGUUUCUGGUUUUUGUUGCUUCUUAUGGAUGAGCACAUAUUGGUUUCGUCGACAGAUGUCUGAGAUUUUAUAGGGGGAUAAUUAUACUAACAGUUCUUAAAUUA
Ananas comosus (pineapple) is the source of this 1468-nucleotide messenger RNA. RefSeq names its product ribosome maturation protein SBDS. NCBI's taxonomy places the organism in Eukaryota, Viridiplantae, Streptophyta, Magnoliopsida, Poales, Bromeliaceae. The transcript is spliced from 6 exons. The record is from RefSeq and is a predicted model, not a curated record. Bases 34 to 1110 code for a protein of 358 amino acids. Gene Ontology annotation, biological process: cytosolic ribosome assembly; ribosome biogenesis.